This is a messenger RNA of Trametes versicolor FP-101664 SS1, 1506 nucleotides long. RefSeq names its product serine carboxypeptidase. NCBI's taxonomy places the organism in Eukaryota, Fungi, Basidiomycota, Agaricomycetes, Polyporales, Polyporaceae. Bases 1 to 1470 code for a protein of 489 amino acids. Gene Ontology annotation, biological process: proteolysis. Gene Ontology annotation, cellular component: fungal-type vacuole. The record is from RefSeq and is a predicted model, not a curated record. Gene Ontology annotation, molecular function: serine-type carboxypeptidase activity. The transcript is spliced from 11 exons.
AUGCUCUUCAGGCUAUCCGCUUUCACUGCUUUGCUAGCUGCCUUGCCCGCCGCCACUGUCUUCGGUGGCCAGGUCCCCGUUGUGAAUGGAGUUCUUGGCGGUGUUCAGACCACCCCCAAGGUGAAAACCGAUGUCAUCAACGCUGCGCCUGCUGCUACGACGCCGGGCAAACUACGCGUCGUACAGAACAGCGGCGUCUGUGAGACCACUCCUGGGGUGAACCAAGCUUCAGGAUACGGCGAUUUGGCGUCGGACAAGAGUAUAUGGUUUUGGUUCUUCGAGUCACGUAGCAACCCGGACACCGCGCCUCUGACGAUCUGGCUCAACGGCGGGCCGGGGAGUUCUAGCAUGAUCGGCCUGUUCCAGGAGCACGGUCCAUGCAGGAUCACGAACGACAGCAAGAGCGUCAACUUGAACCCCAACUCGUGGAACCAAGUUUCGAACAUGCUGUAUAUCGAUCAACCCGUCGGCGUGGGCUUCUCCUAUGGCACGACCGAUGUUGGGACAUCGCAGGCGGCAGCAGAGGAUAUCUGGAGCUUCCUUCAGAUCUUCUUCAAGGACACGCGCUUCGCCAAGUACCAGAAGAACGACUUUGCGCUGUGGACCGAGUCGUACGGCGGUCAUUACGGACCUACGUUCGCUGCCUACUUCCUCGACCAGAAUGCGGCCAUCGCGAAGGGCACUGUUUCUGGUCUCCCCAUCAACUUGAAGGUUUUGGGUGUUGGUGAUGGUUUGACUGACCCGCUUUCGCAGUACCCGGGCUACAUCAGCUACGCCGCGUCGAACCCUUACCACGCGCUCGUGUCGCAGUCUGUCAUCACCCGCGCCAACACCAGCUUCACCAGGUCUGGCGGCUGCAGGGACCAGAUUGCUCAGUGCGACAGCACCGGUGACCAGGACGUCUGCUCGGAGGCGCAGAGCUUCUGCAACAACAACAUCCUCUCCCCGCUCGCAGGCAACUACGACGUCUACUACGUGCUCACGCGCAACCCCGACCCGUACCCGCCCGCGCUUGACACCUACCUUGGCAGCUCGGCGCUCAUGAAGAAGAUCGGCGCGCAGUCCACGUGGGAGGAGACGAACGACGACGUGUACAGCAACUUCGCCGCGACGGGCGACUGGAUGACCAACUCGCGCCCGAAUCUCGAGAAGGUCAUCAACGCGGGCGUCCGCACGAUUGUGUAUGAUGGUGAUGCGGAUUACAUUUUGAACUUCCACGGCGUGGAGGCGAUGGUCGACGCGCUGCAGACGCAGUUUACUGCUACGUACGCGAAGCAGCAGUUCGCGAACUUCACCGUGCGCGGGCAGGCCGCCGGGCUCUUCAAGAACGCCGGCACGUUCUCCUACGUCCGCAUCUUCGGCGCCGGCCACGAGGUCCCCGCGUACACGCACGGCUCGCUGAGCACGGGCGAGGCGGCGCUCCAGAUGUUCUCGCAGAUCAUGAGCAACUCGUCCCUUCACGCGACAUAAUUGUUCCCAUCCGUGUACCGUUCAUGUAGAGACUGU